Molecule: messenger RNA, 2773 nt
Organism: Aplosporella prunicola CBS 121167
Lineage: Eukaryota; Fungi; Ascomycota; Dothideomycetes; Botryosphaeriales; Aplosporellaceae
Exons: 8
Coding region: 255-2729 (824 amino acids)
Cellular component (GO): mitochondrial membrane
Source: RefSeq, a predicted model, not a curated record
CUGCUCUACCCCAGUCUUGGCGCACGUCUGUUAGCACGCCUCGAGCUUGCUCCCCGCGGCUACCUUUAGUAGCAUACGCCAUACGCCAGUGUACACUUACCUAGAAGCAUAUCAUACCCUGCGACCUAGCAAUGGACUGCGCGAUCAGCGUUAUUCUUCCCUAAUCCACAUCCAGCCGCUUCAAACUUACCUAGAAACUCUGUUCCCCCCGCCGCGACAUCAAACCACCAACUACCACCACCUCCUCGGCCAUCAUGAGCUCCAGCGACAGCUCCAAGCCUCCCUCUCCCCCGCCCUCGGCUCCCGACCUCUCCAUCCUCGGCGACCAAGUCGCACUGCACCCCGCAGGCUACUCCUCCACUGCGCUCGCGAAACACGACAACAAUGGAUCUCCAGACAGGAAUCUGGUCGAGGGCAUGGCGCGGUUCCGCACCUCGCCGAUGGACUUCUUGCGCGAGUUGUCUUCGUACGUCUCCGGCACCGGCUGGCGCAGCUACGACAGGAUCGUCGGCCAGCCCAUCUACUACUCCGGCUUCAGCGAGACCAUGAAGUCACGCAUCAUGCAGACGCCAAUGUUGCAGCGCAAGAUUGGUGAGCUGGCUGUGCGCCGUGUGAAGACUGAGGAGCAGGAGGGCCGGUUUGGAAGUCCGGACGAUACCAAUGGCGACGGUUUGCAAGAGAGAAAGGAGAAGAGGAGGAGAGAGAUCUUUACCCAGUUGACGGAGGUUUGCGAGGAUAUGACCGAUAAUAUGAUAUGCAAGAUGGAAAGCAAGAGGUUCAUUCGUGGCGCAUACUAUUUCGCCACGCAAUUGCUCACGAGAGCUUACCAUCAAGGCAUCCACGUCUCGAGUGAAGAAGUCCUCCGUCUGCGUGCUGUUGCCGAGAAAGCAGAAAAGGACAAACACUCCAUAAUUUUUCUCCCCUGCCAUCGUUCGCAUGUCGACUAUGUUUCGAUGCAAUUGAUCUGCUAUCGGCUUGGCCUGGCUCUCCCCACGGUUGUUGCUGGCGACAAUUUGAACUUUCCUUUGGUCGGAUCAUUCCUUCAGCAUGCAGGUGCCAUGUGGAUUCGUCGGAGCUUUGGAGACGACCAACUCUAUACUACCCUGGUCCAGUCGUACAUGGACACGCUCUUGACCCAUGGAUUCAACUUUGAGUGUUUUGUUGAGGGCGGCCGCUCAAGGACAGGAAAACUUCUGCCCCCUAAGUUUGGAAUUUUGAGCUUCUUGCUUGACAGUGUCUUGUCUGGUAGAGUUGACGACGCCAUAAUCUGCCCGGUGAGCACUCAGUACGAUAAGGUCAUUGAAGUCGACUCGUAUAUCAGUGAACUCCUUGGACAGCCAAAGCCAAAGGAAAAUCUGAAAGAUUUCCUCUCGGCAUCAUCUGUCCUGUCUUUAAAGCUUGGCCGUGUCGAUGUCCGCUUCCACGAGCCAUGGAGCUUAAGGGGCUUCAUCAAUCAACAGAAGGAGCGUAUGAUUCGACUUCCACAGCAGAUUGAUGCAGACAAAAUGGAUGAGAAAGAGCUCAGGUUAAGGCUGCUGAGAACGCUCGGAUACAGAGUGCUCUCUGAAAUCAAUGCUGUGUCAGUCGUCAUGCCGACAGCUUUGGUAGGCACCGUGCUUUUGACUCUCAGGGGUCGCGGUGUCGGCAAGAGUGAGCUCAUCCGGAGAGUCGAUUGGUUGAGCGAACGCGUCCGCAACCAGGGAGGUCGAGUAGCACAUUUCGGCGGCCUUCCAACUGGCGCUGUCGUUGAGCGUGCGCUUGAUGUUCUUGGGCCGCAAUUGGUCGGCUUGGUCCCUGUUCUUCCGGAAGAUACGUACUAUGCUGUUGAUAGAUUCCAAUUGUCGUUCUAUCGCAAUAUGACAAUCCACCUCUUCAUCCUCCAGUCCCUUGUCUCGGCCGCCAUGUAUGUCAGAGUUAAGCUUGGCGGUGGUCCAGAGCACCAGAGAAUAUCGUACCAAGACCUCUAUGAUCAGGUCUAUUUCUUAUCCCAGCUCUUCCGUGGCGAGUUUAUUUUCCCUACCGAAGGACUGGCGGCAAAUCUGGAAAAGACCCUAAAUGGUCUUGAAUCGGACAACGUCGUAAAGAUCACCAGGAACCGCGACAGCGGGAAAGCUGAAUUCGCCGAACUGAGCGACGCGGAAAGAGAAUGCGGAAGAGAGAAUUAUGAUUUCUAUUGUUUCUUGAUCUGGCCUUUCGUCGAAGCCAGCUGGCUGGGCGCGGUAUCGUUGAUGAUGCUGACGCCGCCGCUGGGCUCCUCCGGCACGCCAUGGCUAAGUGCGAAAAAAGUACAGGACCAUGCGCAACUUCUAGGCAAAACCCUCUAUCACCAAGGCGAUCUCUCCUACUUUGAGGCCGUCAACAAAGAGACCUUGAAGAACGCCUACCAGCGCUUCGAAGAAGAAGGUAUCAUCACUGUUUCCAAGUCCCGCGACGCCCGUGUCCCUUCAACGCUGCGGUUGGCCGAUGAGUGGAUGCCGAAAAGAGAUCCGCAGACCGGACAGAUCAUGGCCGAGGGUAAACUCUGGGACUUCGCCGAGAUGAUUAGCCAAUCGAGGCGUGAAGGGAAGAACCGGCGUGACGGCAAGACGGUCCAGACGCGAGUCCUGUCGCUGGCAGACCUCGUCGGCCGCAAGCUCUUCGAAGAGGCAAAGGACGAAGAUAGCGCGGAAAAGGAGGUCGUUGCGAAGAAGAAGCGGAGAAAGAGUAUCCGGACCAAAGCGCGCUUGUAGAGUAAGACCCUAAGACAGAGCGUCGUUAUCCGCAUCAACCCUUG